AUGUCAGGGUACAGCUGUCACACUAGUGACAAGCAGAAAAAAUUGAGAAAGUCUGAGACCUCAGCUGUUGUUGAAACAGGCAAUGUAUCAUUCCCUGAUACACCCAAAUCUGACAAGGAUCAGCACACAAGCAAAUGCAUGAGGAGAUGGUCUCAUGCUCCCAGCCCUGAGGCAGAAGAUGAAAAACUGGAGUGGAAAUGCACCAAUGUACUUGACAGUUUGAAGUUCACAGCCAGUGAGAGUGAGUCAGAGGAUGAGCUUGAACAUGAUGCUGCCACAUUCCAACUCAUGGGUGUUGGUGAGGCUGAUCUCUGUGCUCAGUUGGUCAACCUUGCUGUUAGUGCUGGUGAUGACCCUCUUGGUGAGACUUGGUUACCUCUGAGAAAAGCAAAGUGUGCUGCCCAAUGA
This is a messenger RNA of Pisolithus orientalis, 408 nucleotides long. RefSeq lists its product as uncharacterized. Bases 1 to 408 code for a protein of 135 amino acids. The transcript is spliced from 2 exons. The record is from RefSeq and is a predicted model, not a curated record. Lineage: Eukaryota; Fungi; Basidiomycota; Agaricomycetes; Boletales; Pisolithaceae.